UGAGAGAGCAAGAUACAGUCUGGUCAUUUCUACUGUUUCCUUCUUUGGAAUAAGCCGAGGGUAAUAUUUACAAGCAGUCCCUUUAAAACUGAUAAACAGGUCCACCAACUUGUCCUACAGUUGCAAUGUCUUCUCUGCUAUGCCCUUCUCUCUGGUGCUGCCUCCUCCUCCUCUUUCCAUUAGCCUCCAGUUCUUCUUCUAAUGGGGACACAGUGGUCAUAACCAGCAGUGGCCCUAUUAAGGGCAAGCAGUUCCUGGCUGGCCCUGGAUCUGUGACAGCCUAUCUAGGCAUUCCUUACGCUGAGCCUCCCCUGGGAAAGUUGCGCUUACAGAAACCUCUUCCACAUCAGCCAUGGAAUCAAACAUUGGAGGCCACCAGCUUUGGCAAUUCCUGUCCUCAAUUUAUUUUCGCGGAUGAGCCUGAAGCAAAUAUAUGGUCUCCUAAAACACCACUGUCAGAAGAUUGCCUUUCCCUCAACAUCUGGGUGCCGCACCCACAACCUUCUUCAUUAGUGCCUAUUUUGGUCUGGAUACAUGGAGGGGGAUAUUUAGGAGGCACAUCUUCUGUGGAUGUGUUCAAUGGGGCAUCCUUGGCUGCCACUGAGAAUGUCAUUGUGGUCACCAUUAAUUAUCGCUUGGGAGCCUUAGGCUUUCUUUACUUGCCACCAGUUGCUCCAGGGAACCUAGGCUUAUGGGACCAACAGUUGGCACUGAGGUGGAUAAAAGAGAAUGCAGCUGCCUUUAGGGGAGACCCUUCUCGGGUGACCAUUGUUGGCCAGAGUGUCGGAGGAGCUUCUGUGAAUUUCCAUCUUCUUGCACCAAAAAGCCAGGACCUUUUUGCCCAAGCGGUGAUCCAGAGUGGAACAGCCAAUGCUUUCUGGGCUUGGAGGUCUCCUGAGGAAGCCAAACGGUUAUCGCUUGAAUUCGUUCAUUUGCUAGGUUGUUCCAAGGGUAAUAAUGUCGGUGUUGGGCAUUGUCUGCAAACAAAACAUAUUUCUGAAUUUAUUGAGUAUGAAAUAUAUCUGUACUACAAACUUGGAUUCCUUCUGAAUUUUCCCUUUAAACCAACUGUAGAUGAGGAUCUUUUGCUUGGUGAUCCGGAAAAGCUCAUGGAAGAGGGGCAAAUUCAGGUCAAACCAAUCCUCAUAGGUAAGACCUCUGAUGAAGGGGGCUCAUUUGUCUCCUAUAUUUUCUCUGACAUCAACGAAAAUCUCAUCAAUCAGGAGCAGCUUCUGGACGGGAUAAGACUGUUGGUGGCAAAUGCAACUGAAGAUUUUGUUCAGACAAUUGCCCUGAGGUACAGUGAAGGAAAUCAAGGCCCAACAAAAUACCGCUCUGCUCUGUCCCAAUUCUUUGCAGAUUGGGUCUUUGUAUGCCCAAUGAUUGAAGUUGCAAGAAAUUUUCGGAAAACUGGGAGUCCUAUAUAUGCCUAUUUAUUCUCACAUCACACUUCAGGGUCAGUUUGUUCUGAAUGGAUUGGGGCAUUCCAUGGUGCUGAGAUUCCUUACAUUUUUGGGACCCUUGAAUCAGUGCUGCCUGUCAAUCAAACAUACACAGAGGCUGAGGCCAGACUGAGCCGUAAGAUGAUGCAAUACUGGGCAGAGUUUGCCAGAACUGGGAAUCCUUCGGGUUUGGUGGCCACCGAGGCUGAGUGGCCGCUCUAUAAUGCCACGGAGCAGAAUUUCUUCCUUCUUAAUACUGAGUCAUCCAAGGAAGUGGAGAAAGAGCCUGAUCACAAUUGUGGUUUUUUAAAGAGGCAUUUUUCAAAGGCUGAAGACCCACAUAAGUCUGAGGAUGAUUCUGUUUCAUCAGAUUAGGAAGAAGACAGGAGGAACCAAACAAGACUUUUUUUAAAAGCCUAAGGAAAUGAUGACAAGCUGUGCCAGAGUACCUCCCAGAAGGAUCUAUUGAUUUUUUUAAGUGGGAUCUUGGAAUAUGUUCCAACUGUCCAGCAGGCAUUUCCAGAAAAAGAAACUCCUGGGACAUGAUUUUACCAAGAGUAUAAUACUUUACUGAAAAAUUCACAUUGGCACAGAAGAAAGCAAAACCAGCUCUGGUUUUGUGCUCGGAAAAUUGCUUAUUUAAAUGAUAGACUACCUCACCCCCACCCACCGGGUGUUCACAUUGUCCAACAGUAAUAUUUCUUCUUGUUAUGGAAACAGUCCAUUUCUCCUUCAAAAUCUGGCCUUGGGUUCCUGGUUGCUUAGAUACCAUUCCUCCCACCCUUGCAUACCAUUGUCAAGAUAUGAGCAAAAGAUAAAAUCUAGGUAAAAGGCUUGACAAGGUGCUUAAGGAGCCAAAUAAAACCUACAUAAUCUUUGCUGUAAAAAUAAUAAACUCUUAUAUAUUAAUAAACAACCUCUUAAUAAAUAUUGUCUGAAUUCUUUGGAUAAAAAUCAUGUUAUCCUCACAACAAUGUAAGAAAUUGAUGCAGUAUGAAAAAAAUAAAAUAAUCAGGAAUUCUGACUGCAAAAUUUUGCUAUAACCUAAUGACACAAAUGUCUUUUUUUCAUAGGGGUGAGCUCCUUAAAUCUAAUAAAUAGGCAGAUAUAGUAUUCUGGGUAUUGCAAUCAAAUAUAUUUUAAUAUAUCUUAAUAUAGAGAAAUCAGUUUAGGCAGGAUGCCUAAAUUAGCAUGUGAGCCAUUUAAUUAGAGAUUUUUCCUCGUGUGCUAUAAAAACAGUCUCGAUCUCAGAUUUUAGCAGUUACUGGGAUCUACAUUUGGAAAAGUAGAUCCCCCUGUUGCCCAUCAGCGGCCAUUCAUAGCACUAAGAAUUGGACUUUUCAAAGAUUUUCCCAUAAUAAUUACUUCUGAAACCACCUUCAUCACCUUCCCCCACCCCAAACUCCCAAUGUUUCUCUUGAAAAUUUUUUGGGAAGCACCAUCUCCACUCUUUGUGCUUUCAAUCUGGAUUCAAUUGAUAAUAAUAUCAAAUAUAAUAAAAGACGCAAUUGUUAUAAAGGUCGAAGGAGCAAGCUGAACAAAGUGCUCCAAGAGGACACGUAGCUAAAGUGGU
Molecule: messenger RNA, 3015 nt
Organism: Crotalus tigris (Tiger rattlesnake)
Lineage: Eukaryota; Metazoa; Chordata; Lepidosauria; Squamata; Viperidae
Product: cholinesterase-like
Exons: 5
Coding region: 126-1817 (563 amino acids)
Biological process (GO): acetylcholine catabolic process; choline metabolic process
Cellular component (GO): plasma membrane
Molecular function (GO): acetylcholinesterase activity
Source: RefSeq, a predicted model, not a curated record